AUGCCGCACCAGCUGCUGCGCGGGUUGGCUGCUGCUGCUGCUGACUGCAGCAAUGAACGCCACUCGCUGCUCAAGAACCCUUCAAAACAGCAGCAGCAGCAGCUGCUGCUGCUGCACAGGCAGCAGCAGCAGUUGCAGCAGCAACAGGUGCAGCAGCAGCAGCAGCAAUGUCAACAGGAUGAGCAGCAACAGUUGCAGAUUCAAGGGGUGGAUCAGCAGCUGCAGCAGCAACAGGUAGACCAGCUGCAGCAGCAAGAGGUAGUCCAGCUGCAGCAGCAAGAGGUAGUGCAGCUGCAGCAGCAAGAGUAUUCACUGAAGCAGCAGCAGAUUAACGUUGAGUCGGCUUCUUCAUCUGCUUUGCUUCCUCUCUGCUCUCUGCUUUAUUCGUCCUGGGGUGGCUGCCCUCCCUUCGGUGCUGCAGAUUUAUUAAUGUAUGAGAGGUGGCGAUGCAGCACAGUUGCGCAUAGGAAUCUCUGCUGUACGUACACCUCAGGAGAAAGCCUCUUAGGAGUUGAUUUAAUAGAAAAAGAAGCAGCAAGAAGAGCAGCUUGCUUCCAGCUGCUGCAGCAGCACCUGCCUAAAGGGCUGCCGAUGGACUUAAUAGAGAAGACAGCUUGGUUAGAGUGCUUUACAUAUUUCUGCAAGAAGGAGACAGCUAUGCAUCAUAGCAGCAGCAGCAACAGCAGCAACAGCAGCAGCAGCAGCAGCAGCAAUUGCUGCUUGCAUCCCGUCUCGCUCCCUUCUUUGAUAGCUCGGCUGUCUCGGCGUCUUUGGUUUGUCUGCCCGUCUGCUUUUUGCUUUGGACUGCAGCAGCUGCCUUCCUCAGCAGCAGCAGGAGCAGCAGCAGCAGCAGCAGGAGCAGGAGCAGCAGCAGCAGCAGCAGCAGGGGGUGUUGGGGUGCUCGAGAAACUACCCGAGUGGUUUAGCUUCUUUUGUGAAGAGCUGGCUUCUUUUUUUUUGUUUGUUUUGCUGCACAUGUCUGCACUUAUAACGCAGCACUGCGGGGUGUAUGUACACCUGGUUGAUAGAGAGUGGUGCGCUCGCUUUAAUCAACUCAAAUGGAUGCUUACUUCUUUCUCUUCUUCUUCUUCAUCAUCAUCUUCUUCUUCUUCUUUGCUUAAUGACAGCAGCAGCAGCAGCAGCAACAGCAGCAGCAGCAGCAGCAGCAGCAGCAGCAGCAGCAGGUGUGGGGUGUUUUUAGAGGGGUUAUUAGGAGGGGGGUUUGAUUUACCUCCUUUGGAGUGUAUCGACAGGUCUUUAUCAAAAUAUUUUGCGAUGAAUGCUUCGUCUUCACCGCACUCCUUUUGGCUGUUCUUUAAUAUGCAGACAGCGCAGUGGGUUGUUUGCGCAGAGACGCAUGCAUUAAAGUCCUUUCCGGUGCUGCUGCCGCAGAACCCUGCUGCUGCUCCUGCUGCUCCUGCUGCUGCUGUUGCUGCGGCUGCGGGUGCUGGAGCAGCAGAAACGCCAGCUGCUACAGGCUCAACUUCAAGUGGGAAGCAGCAGCAGCAACAGCAGCAGCAGCAACAAGAACAAGGGAAAGGUGCCGCUGCCGCCGCAGCAACAGCAACAGCAACAGCAACAGCAGCAGCAGCAGCAGCAGCAGCAGCAGAUGCGGGCGUUUCAUAUAAGAGGAAGCAGUUGCUGCCUUCUUUAGUAGAUGCAGCAAGAGAAGAAGCAUUAGAGUUUCUUUGUUUGCUCGGGGCCGUCCACCCUGCUGCUCUACCAUCGCACAUUUCUUACUUACACUCUCUCUUCACAGACACGCAGCAGCAGCAGCAGCAGCAGCAGCAGCAAGAGCAGCAGCAGCAAGGGCAGCAGCAAGAGCCACUGCAACAACAACAGCAGCAGCAACCACAGGUAUUACAACAGGAACAGAAGCAGCUGCUAUUGCAGGAACAGCAGCACAAGCAGCAGCAGCAGCAGCAGCAGCAAGAUGCGGGGUUGAAGGUUCUAGGCGUUGUUUCUUCAAACGAUGAAAUAAACAUAACUCCACAGACACCGGAAAACGCAAAUCGCUCUACAGCUUCUGCUGCAGCUAAUGCGGCUGCUGCUGCAGCUAAUGCUGCAGCUAAUGCUGCAGCUGCUGCUGCUGAUGCUGCUGCUGCUGCUUCAGCAUUAAUGGAUAGGGAAGCAGCAAAAGAAAACGAAAAAAGAAUUGAUGAAGUCGCAAGCAGAAGACGGCGAGAAACGGAAGACUCCAGAUACACUGCAGCAGCAACAGCAGCAGCAGCAGCAACAGCAGCAGCAGCAGAAACAGCAGCAGCAGCAGCAGCAGUAGUAGAAGUGGACACAGAAGAAACAGCAACAGCAGAAUCAGAAGCAGCAGCCGCAACAGCUGCAACAGCUGCGCCAGCAGCAGCAACAGCAGCAGCAACAGCACCAGCAGCAGCAACAGCAGCAGCAGCAGCAGCGCGUGCGGCCUGUGCAGCAAAGAGAAAAGAGAGGGAAGAAGUUUGCUGUGAAUCUCCUGAAGAAAAACAAAAACACAAAAAACAAAAUAAAAAACACAUCAAAUCCAUCCAACAAACAGAUAAACAACAAACACAGCAGCAGCAGCAGCAGCAGCAGCAGCAGCAGGGAGAAACGCAGCAGCGAAAGCAGCAGCAGCAGCAGCAGCAAAAGCAGUCGGAAGAGUCCACAGGGGAGCCGCACAAACCUCCGAAGGACAGAAAACAGCAGCAGCACCAUAAGCAGCAGCAGCAUCAUAAGCA
Messenger RNA from Eimeria acervulina, 2711 nucleotides. RefSeq lists its product as hypothetical. The record is from RefSeq and is a predicted model, not a curated record. The transcript has a single exon. Gene Ontology annotation, cellular component: spliceosomal complex. Gene Ontology annotation, biological process: regulation of mRNA splicing, via spliceosome. NCBI's taxonomy places the organism in Eukaryota, Apicomplexa, Conoidasida, Eucoccidiorida, Eimeriidae. Gene Ontology annotation, molecular function: RNA binding. The annotation marks the transcript as partial.